AUGGGGGAGGGCGUUGCCAAUCUCCUGGCCGAGCGCGCAGAGGAUGUCGAUCCCCGCGUCGCCGCGAGCGCCGUGCAUGCUUUGAGGCAUGAGGCUUUGGCUUCCCAACUCUCCGAUGAUGCCUUUUCAGUCGUGGCACGCCUUUGCUUGAUCGCUCCCGACAGCCACUUCAUGUGCCGCGUCGAGUCGGCUCUCUUCGUGGAUGAGCACCUCCUGCCGGAGCCAGGCCUGGGGACUGCUACGAAGCCUCCGCCAAGCGAGCAUGAAGAGGCGGCCCAGGCUUCGAAGGAUCCGGUGGAGCGACAUUUCGAGGCAGAGCAUGGCUUGAUCUCGCUGGCCGAUUUCCUCAGCUCCUACCUCAGCGAUGGGCAACUCCACCUGGGUCGCCGGUUUGUGCAGGCACUGUGGCGACGAGCCGCCCCUCUGCAGUGCUGGGCUGCCCUGGCGGAUUUGUGUCUCGUGGGUGAGGGCGAUGGGGCUGCUCGACCUGUGCCAAGUCUACCCGGCCAGCAACGUCAGGCGCUUCUCGUUGUGCUCGAUGGCGCUUUGGCAUGCGCCAGUGCGGAGGAUUCAAAGCUCCGAUGCAUGGACGCGGCGGCUGGCAUUCUCGCGCCUCGGCUCCCGCGGCUUUUUGCGGUUCUCGGUGCAGAGGAGGAGUCCUUCUGCAUCUUAGCUAGACUGACGGCGCGAGUCGUGCGUCACGUCUGCGAGCAGCCGGACGCCGAGGAUGCACAGGAGGGCUCCAGCGCUUUGCCUCGGCCGUUGCUCCCGGCUCUGCUCCGCCUCGCGGCGGCGCCGCAGCGCGCAACACCGGAUCUGGCCGAGGCCUUGGCGAGUUGGGCCCAGAGGAGCUUGGAAGUGCAGGCGGCUGUGAGAAAGCUCACGACCGAAGUGUGCAUUGCUUUGGAGGCACUCAUCGCACCGAGAGUGAACGAGCCGGGUCCCGUGGACGGUGCGUCUUUGCAGGCGGCAGUAUGUCCACUGCUCGCCCUUGGCAAGAAGGGUAUCGAUCUGUGGACCAGCUGCGAGAAACCCGGUUCCGUGCAUGGCAUCCUCAGGGCAGCUGUGACGCUGAUCGAGGGGCGGAAUGCCUCUGUCGAAGGAUUGCAAGCCCUGGGCGCACGAGCAGCCGCGGCACUCCUGGAGCUGCUUGUCCUCCUUUGCGCAUGGCGGGCAAGGCAGAUUGUGCAAGUCAAAGAUGACGGUACCGGCACGUCUGGAAAUGGGCGAGGCCAGGGCAUUUCCGGCUUUCUGCUUUGCUGCCACUGCGUUCGAUCUGCCUGCGCGACGCUCCUCGCAGCCGAGAAGAACCUUCUUCUGCGGUUCCAGGGAUUCAGCAGCUACCUAACCGUCCUGCAGAUGGAGUUCACCGGGUUUGACGACGACAAGGAAAACGACGCUCCAACUGUUCCUGCCGAGCACAUUGCCGCAUUGGAUGCCACCUUGGUCGAGUUCUAUGCUGCUUCAGCCUUGGCCAAUCCUUGCACCUCCCUGAGCGCCUCUGGGUGGCGAUCCAUGGCGGCUGGAAAGCCUUCCGGCGCGCAGACAUCAUGCAGGUGCCUGGUGGAUGCCUACUUGCACGAGGAUGGUGACAAGGAUGUGCUGCCAAGGGAGGCCGUCGGCAUGGCAGCGACGGCUGCCUCCCGGAUGGUGGCUGAGUGUGAGCACGAGGCCAUCUUCUCCGGUCCUCUCGCCGGCCGAGUUCUGAGAAAGCUGUCCACCUUCGUGCCGCGGGCUGAAGGACAGCAGAUUGCCGACAGCUGCGGCGUUGAAUCCCAGCUCCACGCGGCUGCCCUCCAAGUGGCCUCGAAGCUGCGGCGGCUCGGGGGUCGCUCCGCCAACGCCGCCACACGAGGAUAUUUGGCGCAGUUCCGGGCGGUGUCCCAGCAUGCGACAGAGACGAACCUGUCUUCAGGGUUACGACUUGCAUCAAUGUUGCUGCUGUCUGCUGGCCCUCCCAUUAUCCCCGGCUCCCGCGCAGCAGUGCGACUGGGCAAGGGCCUUGCUCAGGCGGUGCGCCAAUUUGGCAUGGAGGCUGCUGCUGCCGCAAAACGCCACGAGCGCUCCGAUCUGGAGAUCGUCGUUCCGUGGCUGCGAGAUCCGAGCUGCCCACUUCCAGGAUCCGCUGCGCGUGAGUUGUCCAACGCGUUGGCGGCGGAAUGUGGCUUGCUGCAUGCAGCCGGUGCCGCUCAGACGAAGCAGCGGCCAGGAACUGGGAGGAAGGUUCAAGAACCUGCUGUUUCCGGAGCCUGGGCUGUGGUCCAUGCCCUCCAGGCACUCGGCAAGUCUGCUUUGCAACGCUCCCCAUCCUGGAAAGCAGCUACUCAAGUGAAGGCUCGGCGUCGCCUGCGGCGACAGCGAAGCGCGCCGGAGAGCAGGCCGCCCGCCACUGUGGAGCCUGCUUCUGAAGGCGGCUGGCUGCCAGCAUUGCGAGGAGGCAACAACACCUCCCCACCGCCUGCUGAGCCCAGAGCACGGCCACCCAAGCGUCCGGCAACGCCCUCCAUGGCCCCGCCCUGUGAACCGUCGCCGAAGCGGCGGUGGAAGAUGAGACAGGACUAG
This is a messenger RNA of Symbiodinium sp. CCMP2592, 2562 nucleotides long. The record is from the annotation of a GenBank genome assembly. NCBI's taxonomy places the organism in Eukaryota, Dinophyceae, Suessiales, Symbiodiniaceae.